AUGCCCAAUCAAAACUGCCGUUACGGGCAAUCCACCGAGCCUAAAGGCGACAGAAUCAUAGUGGUGCGAUUCAAUCUACAAGGCUCCUUCUUGCAGAUGCAGAUACAGUUUUCAGACAAGAGAUUUCAUUCAAAGGAGGCUGAGAACCUGGCUCGUAUGCUACAGGGCAUCCUCCAACAGUUACACAACAUCUCGAGCAAAUCUACACUGUUAACGGAACUGAACCUGAUCAGUCAGCAAGAUCUCAGAGAAUUGUGGAACAGAAAUUCGACUGUUCCCCCAGCAUCUGAAAAUCUCGUGCAUAGUUUGGUCCACCAAAUCGCCCAGUACCACCCAGAUUUCCCUGCGGUGUGCGCAUGGGAUGGAUCUCUCACAUACAAAGAGCUGGUUGACCUGUCAACACGCCUGGCGCUUGGUCUAGCCCGAAAAGGGGUGGGUAGAGGCGUGGUUGUGCCCCUAUAUUUCGAAAAGUCUUUAUGGAUGCCAGUUGCACUUUUGGCGGUCCUCAAGGCUGGCGGAGUCUUUCUUCAACUGGCAAAUUCAAUACCCAAGGGCAGAAUUGAGGCUAUAUUGAAUACUGCGAACUCACCAUUUGCGUUGGUUGGAAAAUCCACACCAGCUUGGAUGGGAGACAUUGUGCCCACGCACACAGCCGAGGACGUAAUGCUAUUGGCGGAGUCCACUGACUCGCCUUUACCACAGUGUUCAGAAAACCAGGACGCUGUUCAACUAUUUACAUCCGGAAGUACUGGCACACCUAAAGGCAUUGUUUGGACACAUACUGUGCUUGCCACAAACUGUGAGGAGAUAAUGAGGAAACUGUCAUUUGGGCCAGGGAUUCGGCAGUUCCAGACAGCGUCGUACGAAUUUGAUGUCAGUAUGAUGGAAUCUAUUGCUAUUUUAAUUUCUGGCGGAUGUCUUUGUAUUCCGCAAGAGAACGACGGUGUGCAUUGUUCUCCUCAAGCCCUUGAGGCACUACAGGCAAACUCGGUCUAUCUCACACCUACGUUGGCUCGAAAACUCGAUCCUGACAGUGUCCCUAGCCUGAAAUACCUGGCGCUUGAGGGAGAGGUCUUACCCAAAGAUAUUGUGUCUAAGUUUGAUAGGAGAUUGACCAUGUAUAACUUCUACGGUCCGGCGGAAUGCCCCCUCGUGUCCGCAUGCACAAUCGACCCGGAUUCCUUCGAAACCGGGCUUGCUGGGGUAACUUCCGUCUGCCUUCGGUGGAUAGUGGAUCCGCACAAUCACAACAAUCUUCUACCCGAUGGGGCUAUUGGGGAGUUACUCGUGGAGGGCCCGAUUCUCAUGGAUCGCUAUAUUUGUGGUGACCCCGAUGUAGCAGCUUUUGUGACACCAAUAUGGCUGCGCCAGGGCUUUGCUCAAUUUUCAGGACGCCAAGGGCGAUUAUUCAAGACAGGGGACCUGGUCCGGUGUAAGCCGGAUGGCAGCCUGGUCAUACUAGGCCGCAAGGACACGCAGGUUCAGAUCGGCGGCGAACGGGUGGAAUUGACUGAGGUCGAACAUCAUGUGCGCAAAUUCCUGCAAGGCAGGGCUGGUGUUGUUGCCGAGAUGAUCACUCCAAUUGCCAGUCUGAAACCAGUACUUGCCGCUUUCAUUGCAAUUCGUGACGAGAUUAACCUCCCUUUAGGCGCCAGCCUCCAAGUUCUCACUGCCGGCAUAAAUGAGAAACUGGCGCAGUAUGUCCCGCGUACAUUUAUCCCUGAGGAGCGUGUUAACCUGAAGGUCUGCGAGCUGAAACGGUCCGUAAACUGGGCGUUAUUUGAUAAGGAGAAGAUAUUGGACGUCCUGAAAGCAUACAUCGAAUGGGCCGAGCGAUUACGCCAAGCAAUGUCAUUCGUUUUGCUGGCUCUAUCCGCGUGUAAAGAGACCGCCUUGGAAGAAUUCCAGAAGAGCAGGUGA
Messenger RNA from Aspergillus tanneri, 1920 nucleotides. RefSeq names its product non-ribosomal peptide synthetase. The coding region runs from base 1 to 1920 and encodes 639 amino acids. Gene Ontology annotation, cellular component: cytoplasm. Gene Ontology annotation, biological process: amino acid activation for nonribosomal peptide biosynthetic process; secondary metabolite biosynthetic process. The transcript has 3 exons. Gene Ontology annotation, molecular function: phosphopantetheine binding. The record is from RefSeq and is a predicted model, not a curated record. NCBI's taxonomy places the organism in Eukaryota, Fungi, Ascomycota, Eurotiomycetes, Eurotiales, Aspergillaceae.